Gorilla gorilla gorilla (western lowland gorilla) is the source of this 3147-nucleotide messenger RNA. It is a transcript of the gene IL21, whose product is annotated as interleukin 21. Gene Ontology annotation, molecular function: cytokine receptor binding. The transcript has 5 exons. The record is from RefSeq and is a predicted model, not a curated record. Lineage: Eukaryota; Metazoa; Chordata; Mammalia; Primates; Hominidae. Gene Ontology annotation, biological process: positive regulation of natural killer cell mediated cytotoxicity; immune response. Gene Ontology annotation, cellular component: extracellular region. Bases 56 to 544 code for a protein of 162 amino acids.
CUCAGUCAAGCUGAAGUGAAAACGAGACCAAGGUCUAGCUCUACUGUUGGUACUUAUGAGAUCCAGUCCUGGCAACAUGGAGAGGAUUGUCAUCUGUCUGAUGGUCAUCUUCUUGGGGACACUGGUCCACAAAUCAAGCUCUCAAGGUCAAGAUCGCCACAUGAUUAGAAUGCGUCAACUUAUAGAUAUUGUUGAUCAGCUGAAAAAUUAUGUGAAUGACUUGGUCCCUGAAUUUCUGCCAGCUCCAGAAGAUGUAGAGACAAACUGUGAGUGGUCAGCUUUUUCCUGUUUUCAGAAGGCCCAACUAAAGUCAGCAAAUACAGGAAACAAUGAAAGGAUAAUCAAUGUAUCAAUUAAAAAGCUGAAGAGGAAACCACCUUCCACAAAUGCAGGGAGAAGACAGAAACACAGACUAACAUGCCCUUCAUGUGAUUCUUAUGAGAAAAAACCACCCAAAGAAUUCCUAGAAAGAUUCAAAUCACUUCUCCAAAAGAUGAUUCAUCAGCAUCUGUCCUCUAGAACACACGGAAGUGAAGAUUCCUGAGGAUCUAACUUGCAGUUGGACACUAUGUCACAUACUCUAAUAUAGUAGUGAAACUCAUUUCUUUGUAUUCCAAGUGGAGGAGUACAAUAUAUUAGCGAUGGGAAAAAAAAAACUCAUAAGUGUGUAAAGUCAGGAUUAUUUCCCCAUAAUCACUAUACAAUAGUCUGAUUUCCUAUGUUAUUGAUUUCUAUGACUUCUGAAGUUUUUACUUUAUCUCACUGCCCAACUUUGACAUUUCUUGGUUGAAGGAGAAGGCUAAAAUUUUUAACCAAAAAUACAGUUUUGACAUCUAUUGAUUUUAUAUUAACCUUGAGCUUGAUUACCACCAGAAUGAGGUCUAUUAUGAUCAUAACUUAAAACAUAUAUACCUCAUUCCAGCUGAUAACAUAGAAGCAUAGAAGCAAAAUAUAUAAAAGCAAAAUGAAAAGUUGACAUCUUUAUUCUUUUAAGGAAAUGAAAACUGAGUGUUUAAAAACUUAUAUCUGAAUAGUUUUUUAAAUCUCAGAAUGUCUAACAUAUAAAUAUAUAAUUUAUUUAUGCACCGGGGGAUACUAGAUGGCUAUAAAAGACUUACUUCUUUAUUGGGGUUUAUAAAAAUAUUUAAAUACUAUAGAUAUGAAUGUAUUUAUGGAAUAGGCUCUUAGUCAGUGGCAAUAGAGUAUUAAGAAGUGGAUUUAAUAUUACCUUCCUCCAGCCCCCAGUCCCCUUAUAAGCUAACAUUUUAAGCUUGUGGAAAUGGCAAUUUAAACCUAUAGAGGGACAUAUGCCAGGUUGUCUUCUGGAACCAAACAUAGUUUUAAAAGUAUUGUAGCUCUCUUCUCAAACUGUUAUAAUGAUCAUAUUAUGAGCAAGCUAGUAACUCCAAAUAUUUGUCUCCUUCUUUCUUCUUUCGUUUCUUUUCUUCCUUCUUUUUAAAAUGAAACUUCUGCUUUGUCAAAAUUUCACAACAUGUUUAACAUUUUGGACACUUAUAGUUACUAUACUUUGGAUAAGACAAAUUCAAUCACCUAUAUAAUUUAAAAAUCAGGAGACAAACCAAGAGGCCAGGACUCCUGUCCAAGUUGAAAACAGACUUUCGCAUAAGCAUUCCAAUCUUUCAGACUUGGGUAGUAAAAACAAGCAACCUACUCUACCUGCCAUUUCAUAUCAACUCCAGCACAGCUUGUUUAAACAUGAAGUUAAAAACUCUAGAAAAGUAAAAUGUUCGCUAGAAUGAUAUAAGCUAUUUGAGAAUCUCUUAUUGUUAAAAUAGUUGUGAGUAUGCAAGAGGAUGUGGGAUGAGAAAUGCUUUAUGCUCUGAGAAGAAAAAUUAUGUGCUUAAAACAAAUACAGACUUAACCUACAGUUCUAAAAGAUAUAUUAAGAAUUAUUUAAUCAAAUCUCAAUGAAAUGUUUUAUCAUCAGCAAGUAGACUCAGGAAAAAGAAAAAAAAAUUUAUCAUCAGAAACAAGGUACUCUGUUUUAACAUUUUAGAAUAUGUAUGACAAAGGAAUUAUGUGCCUGAUGAUGAUAAUAUAUAUCUAAUAUGUGCCUCAGUUUCAAAUACGCCAGCCCGGGCUGUUGUGACAAAAUGUGGAAGCAGGCACAAAGAUAGUGAGAAAGAUGGAAUCUGUAUUUCUUGUUUCUGAAUGUAUAGCUAUUAACUUCUUGGAUAUUGUAUUUUAUAUUUAAAAUAAUGUAUUUCUUUUGGCAUGUUUAUUGUUAAAAAUUUCUGUUCCAAUUAUUUUGAUGAGGGUCUCUAUCUUAAAAGUAAAAAUAAUUUAGUGAGGGUUUGGCUAAGAGCCUUCAUUAAACAGAGUUUAAACACCCAGAUAAACUCUGCUGUUUAACCAGAGUUAAACCCACCAGCACUCCAGGAAAGGCAAUGCAUUGGAAUAAACAAGAUGAAGCAGUGAGACUUGAACAGCUCCAUCUUCACUGCUCUAUGUUCAAGACGGCCAGUUCUUAAAAGGAAUAUAAAGAUAACCCAUAAAUACAACUGUUCAUCUAUGGACAGUAAUACAGGAGACGUGAAAUUUUGUUGACUAUGAAAUAGUGGUCACUGUUUAAACUCUUUGGGUUUCCAUUUCUUUAUCUGUAGAAUGAGAGUGCUGGACUCAAUCUCUAAUGUCUAUUCUUUCUUUUUUAAAGCUUUACAUGUCUAUGAAUAUCUAAAGUUCUGGGUAUUCUUACAGAAACAUCUGAUCAUACUUCUGAGUAAAACUUUCUACUGAGUCUGAUGUUCAGUUGCUCAGGAUUAUUUCAAUAACAUUUGUAGCAACACUCACUGCAGGAACAAGGGACAUACUCCAAGAAAAAAAAAGGAAGGAAGGAAGGAAGGGAGAAAAGGAAACAUUAUUAUAGGUCAUGAGAGUUCACGGAAAAUUAAUCAUGAUCUUUAUUAUUUUAGUUCAAAGUGUCUUCUUGGGACACUUGUAUAAAAUUGUAGCAUUAUUAUUCUAUAUUAUUGCUCUGUUGUAUUUACAUAUGCAUCUGAGAAUUUAGCUAAUAUGAACUAUGUAGUUUAUAACUUAAUAAUUAUUUAUUAUAUAUUUGAUUUUAAAUGUUCAUGUUUAUGGCUUCUUAUUUAAGACCUGAUCAUAUUAAAUACUACCCGCCCAGUA